UUAUUGUUUUGCUGAUUAUGGAGUCGAAAUAAACUUAUACUUAUUGGUGAAUGUGUUUGCCGUAAUGCGUUUGUUAUAAUGUUAUUGAUAAUUUUUUACCAUUCGGAACAGUUAAUCAUUUGAAUAUUUGUCUGUCAACUGCACCAUAAUAUAUGUAACUGUUUGAUGCCUGUAUAUCGUAAUACCUGUUAUAACAGCAUGGAAGAGUCAUAUUUUAGAGCAUAUUUCAACUUCAUCUCAACUGUGGCUUGUGAUAAAGCAAAGGAACUUGUGGAAAAGGAAAAAGACAAGGCACCCAUACCUCUGCAAUCAGCUUUAGUAUUACUUGCACAAUGUGAAAAGAGUUAUUAUUCACUAGCAUUUCUUGAGCAGAAAUGGUUUGGAAGAAGAGAUCCACUGAAAAAUACCUAUCUCACAUUACAGACUGAGUUGCAAACUGUUUUAAAACAGAUGGAUAAAACUGAUAAAUCUGUAACUGUUUCAACAUGUGAAGGCCUAGUGAAUUUCUGCUCAUGUCGAGUUGAUUGCAUAGAACUGUAUGAAACUGCAUUACGUAACAUCCCAAAUAAAGAUUUAGAAAAGCUAAUUAGUGAUUUAAUUCAAAAACAUGAAUCAAAGCUACAAUAUCACACUUUGAAAUCUAUAUUGGAUUCAUUUAUGUCCGAAUUUGAGACAUUUCGUCAAUUAGUUGGUGCAAGUCUUCUAAUUGCGGAAUGGAAUUUUUUUACUUCGCUGAUAGAACUUCAUAAAAUACAUCAAACUUUAGCAGUUUGGCAGCCACUUCUAUCAAAAGACCAGCAUCACACACUUCGACCGGGACUAUUUGGUUUUGGAGAAAGACAUUCAACUUCACCUGUAUCUGCUUUAUACCAAUGGAUGGCAAAAUAUUUUCAGUCAUUAGUUUCAAAGUUCUCUUUUUAUUUUUACUAUUCUUUGAAUUUUCAAGGACAGGGUGAUGAAAUGAAGAUUUUUCUUAGUAAAACAAGUUAUGAUUAUGUGGCAAAAGCCUUGAAUUUUUGUAAAAAACUAGACUCCACUUAUGUACUUCUAUGUUCUAUUGCAAAUGAAAACACAUCAAAACUAAUGGAUGAAUCGUUGAGAACCACACAUUCGAAAAUUCUUGAGUUACCAAAUGCAAGCCCGGAAUAUAUGUGGCCUAAUUUAGAUGUGUUUUUGUACAAUAAAUCAGAAGAAAUUACCUUUGAGAAAGUUGUAUAUUAUUUUGACAAACAAAUUGAUUUUACAUUUUAUGCUGCUCAAUGUGACCCGGGCAUCAUGCUCGUGAUUGCUGUAAUGGGAAGAAAAAAUGAGAAAGAUUCCUAUGUUUCAAACUUUAUUAAUGAAACCGUUUUAUACUUGAGACCAAAAAGAAUAUUUUCUUUGUUAAGACCUGGGUCGAAGUGAGGAAUCUCCAUAUAUAUCACAUGUAAUUUGCAUCUAGGGAUACUGUAUUUUUGCAUUGCUUAGAAACGAACUUUUUGAUAACUAUCAAUUUUUUUUUUCAAG
Styela clava is the source of this 1506-nucleotide messenger RNA. Its product is annotated as KICSTOR subunit 2-like. Gene Ontology annotation, cellular component: KICSTOR complex. The record is from RefSeq and is a predicted model, not a curated record. Gene Ontology annotation, biological process: protein localization to lysosome; negative regulation of TORC1 signaling; cellular response to glucose starvation. Lineage: Eukaryota; Metazoa; Chordata; Ascidiacea; Stolidobranchia; Styelidae.